Molecule: messenger RNA, 1026 nt
Organism: Aureobasidium musti
Lineage: Eukaryota; Fungi; Ascomycota; Dothideomycetes; Dothideales; Saccotheciaceae
Source: the annotation of a GenBank genome assembly
CUUAUCAUGCAGUUGGGCUUGGAGGAAGCAUUGCCAUCUUUGGUGAAGGCCAAAUUCGCUACUGCGAAAGCCAGUCAAGCGUUGAUCUUUUCAUCCACCGAGCUUUCUGUCUUGCGUACCAAGUCCGGUGCACCUUAUACCAGNUUCCAACUUCGUUACUGUCCGGCAUUAGCAAAAAAGCCCAAAGACAACGAUGGCAACAACAAAGCGAAAGGCCCAAAGCCAGAUCCCUUUGAUAACCCCUCUUCGGACCUGCUCAUUGCGAAUAUACCCACGAUCAAACCUAGCCAUUUGCUUGUCUUGAACAAGUAUCCUGUCAUUCCUGAGCAUUUCAUCGUUGCAACAAAGCUCAAUAAACAACAAACACACAUGCUUGAGCAAGAUGAUCUAGCUGCCACACAUGCUUGCCUAAAGGCAUGGGAAGAGAAUAAGCAGAAUGGGAAGCUGUUUGCUUUCUUCAAUUCUGGCGAGCACAGUGGAGCCAGUCAGCCACAUAGGCACCUGCAGUUUCUGAGCGUUGAUGAGAUGAAGCGAGAUCAACGAGACGCCUCGAGCUGGGAUCCGCUGAUCGAACGCAUGCUGCAAGCUCCUGCUGAAGAGGUCAAAGAAUUGAGGACUAAUCCUGAUCUGCCCUUCACUCAUUAUGCAACUCAGCUCCCCCAUGAGCCUAGUCCAGACACUCUCUACUCAACAUAUAACAAAUUAUACGAAGCAGCUGCUGCCGCAGUCAGAUCGUACAUCUCGUCUAACCAGAACUCGGGCCUCGAGUUGCACCCAUCCGAGGGAGGAUCGUCACCCAUCAGCUACAACCUCGCCAUGACAACUUCGGCCAUGGCUAUAGUUCCGCGCAGAAAUGAGGGCGCUUCAAUAAAAAACAGAUAUGGUGUCGAAGUCGGUAGCGUGGCUCUGAACGGCACACUGUUGGCCGGAACUUUGAUGGUCAAGCUAGAGGACGAAUGGAACGCUUUGCGAGACGACGAGCAACAACUCGAUGAAAUCUUGACAGCAAUCGGUAUACCCAGGUAG